AUGGCCGAAUCGACAAUUGUUCUUCGAAGUCCCGUUAAACCUGUAACAUCAUCAAUUCGAUGUUCAUCACCAAAUACAUCAUUAAAUUCACCUACACAUAAUGGUACUGUUAUUAUUCUCAAAGAUAAUAAUAAUAAUGAUCAACAACGACAACAACAAUCGUCUACAACAAUUAAAAAUUCAACAGAUGAUCAGUUAUCAUUUCCAUCUCUAAAAACUGUUCAAUCUAAACUUUAUUAUGCUGGUCAUACUGGAUUAUAUAAUUUGGGUAAUACAUGUUAUGUUAAUUGUGUACUUCAAUUACUUAGUCAUGUACCACAAUUUUGUGACGCAAUUUGUUCAAUGAGUUUUGAAAGUCUUGGUUUAGAACAACCAUCUGAUGUGCCAAUGGUUGCUUCAUCACAUAAUCCAACACGUUUAAAAGGUGGUGGUCGUGGUUUACUUAAAGCACUUGAAUCUCAACCACGCCGAGUACCAUGUUAUCUUGCAUAUGAAUUACAUGGAACAUUUAAUAUAAUUUGGUCGGGUAAAUGUAUGGUUUAUUCACCAUUAAAUAUGAUUGCUGCUGUUCGACGUUUAUUACCUAGUUUUGAACCAUGUGCAAUGGAAGAUGCACAAGAAUUUCUUGAAGCACUAUUAGCUGCUGUUACAGAUGAAAUAAAAACGAACAAUUUAGCGGAUACAAAUAUAAUUAAUGAUCUAUUAGGUUUCUCUUCGGAAAGUCAGAUAUUAUGUGAACAAUGUCAUCGUUUAUCAGUCACAAAAACAGAUGAAACAUUUAUCACAUUAACAUUCUCAGAAAAAAUGCUUUGUGAUGUAAGGGGAUCUAGUCGUCGGCGUUCAUGCCAUCUUACAGAAAUGCUUGCUCAUUUUUAUCAAUGGGAAGCUUUAUCCACACCAUUUCAUUGUUCAAAUUGUACUGUUCGAAGUCCAUCAAAAGAAGGUACAAAAGCACAAAAACGUUUACUAAUAUCCAAACUUCCACAAGUAUUACAUGUUGUUUUACGUCGAUUCCGUUCAUUACCGCAAACACCUUUACGACGACCGACAUCUCGUCAAGCACGUCAAUUAUCACAUAAAAUAACUUUACAUGUUAACUUCGAUGAAUAUCUUGAUAUGGCACCAUAUUGUACACAAUCAACACUUAACACAUUAUCAUCGACAUGUUCAAAACAAAAUGAUAAUUCAACAAAUGAAUGUUUAUAUCGUUUACGUGGUGUUAUUGUACAUUAUGGUAAAAGUAUUAAUACGGGACAUUUCGUUGCUUUUGUUCAUAAUGAUGUUCUUGGUGAAUGGCUUCGUUGUGAUGAUCAUAUGAUUGAACAAACAACAUUUGAAUCUGUCAAAACAGCGGAUGCGUAUAUACUUGUUUAUAGUCGAUGUAUAACAAAUACAGUUUCAUCUUCUAUUCUAGCAAAUCCAUCAGUCACAUCAAUGACAUGUCAAUUAACUAAACGGAAACGAGCUAUAUCAGUUGAUAACUUAAAUGAACAGAAAGAUGAGUUAUUAAUAUCUGAAAAUACGAAUGAAAUGAAUAUAAAACAAGAUAGAUCAGAUCAAGACAAUGAUGUAACAAAACAUUUGAAACUUUUCUGUCUUAAUUUGGAUCCAUUAGCAAGUGGUCUUCGUCGUCGAGCACAUUCACUUAAUUUUGCUAUUCGUAGUAGUCAACCUUCAAUUGAUAAUACACGACAAAACACUUUAACAUUGCCUACAGCUAAACGUCGACGCAUAGAAUCGAUGAAUAAUCUUUCUCUAUCAGAAAAUAAUUCGUCGCAACAUAUAAUGUCAGGAUCGACAUUAUUAUCACAACAAGUUAUUCAAACAAGAAAUAAAACUUCAUCAACAAUAAAUAAUAAUGAUUCAUCAUUAAUUCCACAAAAAACAAAAAAACCUACAAAAAGACGUCGUCGAACUGAUCCUUAUAUGCGCAAACGACGAAUGACAAAAGCAUCCAAUAGAAAAAAUCAACAUAAAAUCGAUCUAUCGAAUCUCGUAUCUCUUCCAUCAACUGAUCAAACAAUAUCAACAGAAUCUCUUUUACCAUCUGGACGUUCACCAUUAUCAUUCACUUAUGAAAAUUCCAAUGAUUCAAAUAUACCAGCCACAAAACGUAUUGGUCGCAUACGAAUUCAACGAUGCAUCAAUGGAUCAACAACCACAAAUUCAACUGUACGUUUAAUAACAUCCGGUGAAACUAAUACUCGUUUAUCUUUACCAUCACAACCAACUAUACAAUCAUCAUCAUUUUUAACUAGUUUAAUCACUGUACGACGUUCCAAUUCGCUCAAUAAUACUACAAGCAAUCCGUCUAAUUGUUAA
Molecule: messenger RNA, 2322 nt
Organism: Rotaria sordida
Lineage: Eukaryota; Metazoa; Rotifera; Eurotatoria; Philodinida; Philodinidae
Source: the annotation of a GenBank genome assembly